CCUUCAGGCUACAUUCUACUUGUUCUUCUGGUGAAGGAAGUUCACUUAUAUUUCCAAAAGAUGUCUGCUCUUCUGGAAAACAUCAUGGCCAUCAUUGACAUAUUCCAACAAUAUUCAAAAACAGAUAAAGAUACUGACACACUGAGCAAAGAAGAGCUGAAGGAACUUCUGGAAAAAGAGUUUCGCCCAAUCCUGAAGAAUCCAGAUGACCCAGACAUUCCUGAUAUCUUCAUGGACAUCCUUGACAUAGAUCACAAUCAGAAAGUAGACUUUGCAGAAUAUUUUCUUAUGGUAUUCAAGUUGGCAAAAGCGUGCUAUGAAACUAAAGCAAGAGACAAAUUCCAAGCAUUGGGACAAAAGCAGAAAAGGAAUGGAUAUGAUAAGAAACAUGUAAAAAAUGAAAGAAAAGAAACAGAACACAAAGACAAUGAGGAGGAAGAUACAGAGAAAAAACCCAGUCAUUCAACAAUGACUGCAAAGGAAAAGGAACAAAGAUCCAAGACACAAAAAGAAAGAGGAAGGAAGAGACAUGAGUCCACUACUCAAAAACAGAGUAAAAAAGGUGAUACAUCUCAUGAAAGAAAAACAAAAGGACAUGAACAAACACGUCAUGAAUCAAGGGGGAAAAACAAAAGUAGGUCAAGGUCGAAUGAGGAUGAAAAAAACAGGAACAUGUCAAGUGUUAGCACAACAAGGAGAAUAAAAGCGGACAUACACUCAUAUACAAAAAAUGUCAUAUUCCAUGGCCAGUCAGGGUCCGACUCAAGAAGAAGACAAGAUUCCCGACACGAGCACUCAGCAGACAGCUCCAGACACUCGGCCACUGGACACGCACCAUCGUCUUCCAGGUCCCGGGCAGACGCACAUCGGGACACACACAGCACUCAGGCCAGUGACAGUGAAGGGCACUCUGACGUGUCAGGGAGACCUUCCACCUCCUCCCAUGGGAGGGCUGGGUCCAGUGGAAGGCACCACAGUGACUCCGCCCAUGACCAGUCAGGAGGCAGCUCCAGACGGCCUGGUGGCCAGCAGGGGCACAGAGCCCCUCGUGGCCACUCCGACGAUUCCCGGGAACACUCGGACUCUGAUGCCAGAAGGAGACAGGCACCUUCUCAUGGACACUCUGCUGACAGCUCCAGACACUCAGGCUCUCACCAAGCAGACGCAUCCUCUCGAGGACACAAUGUCGCAACCCAUGGGCACUCAGGGUCCGGCUCAAGAGGAAGACAAGAUUCCCGACACGAGCACUCAGCAGACAGCUCCAGACACUCGGCCACUGGACACGCACCAUCGUCUUCCAGGUCCCGGGCAGACGCACAUCGGGACACACACAGCACUCAGGCCAGUGACAGUGAAGGGCACUCUGACGUGUCAGGGAGACCUUCCACCUCCUCCCAUGGGAGGGCUGGGUCCAGUGGAAGGCACCACAGUGACUCCGCCCAUGACCAGUCAGGAGGCAGCUCCAGACGGCCUGGUGGCCAGCAGGGGCACAGAGCCCCUCGUGGCCACUCCGACGAUUCCCGGGAACACUCGGACUCUGAUGCCAGAAGGAGACAGGCACCUUCUCAUGGACACUCUGCUGACAGCUCCAGACACUCAGGCUCUCACCAAGCAGACGCAUCCUCUCGAGGACACAAUGUCGCAACCCAUGGGCACUCAGGGUCCGGCUCAAGAGGAAGACAAGAUUCCCGACACGAGCACUCAGCAGACAGCUCCAGACACUCGGCCACUGGACACGCACCAUCGUCUUCCAGGUCCCGGGCAGACGCACAUCGGGACACACACAGCACUCAGGCCAGUGACAGUGAAGGGCACUCUGACGUGUCAGGGAGACCUUCCACCUCCUCCCAUGGGAGGGCUGGGUCCAGUGGAAGGCACCACAGUGACUCCGCCCAUGACCAGUCAGGAGGCAGCUCCAGACGGCCUGGUGGCCAGCAGGGGCACAGAGCCCCUCGUGGCCACUCCGACGAUUCCCGGGAACACUCGGACUCUGAUGCCAGAAGGAGACAGGCACCUUCUCAUGGACACUCUGCUGACAGCUCCAGACACUCAGGCUCUCACCAAGCAGACGCAUCCUCUCGAGGACACAAUGUCGCAACCCCAUGGGCACUCAGGGUCCGGCUCAAGAGGAAGACAAGAUUCCCGACACGAGCACUCAGCAGACAGCUCCAGACACUCGGCCACUGGACACGCACCAUCGUCUUCCAGGUCCCGGGCAGACGCACAUCGGGACACACACAGCACUCAGGCCAGUGA
Molecule: messenger RNA, 2256 nt
Organism: Phyllostomus hastatus (greater spear-nosed bat)
Lineage: Eukaryota; Metazoa; Chordata; Mammalia; Chiroptera; Phyllostomidae
Product: filaggrin-like
Exons: 3
Coding region: 61-2256 (731 amino acids)
Biological process (GO): establishment of skin barrier
Cellular component (GO): keratohyalin granule; cornified envelope
Molecular function (GO): transition metal ion binding; structural molecule activity
Source: RefSeq, a predicted model, not a curated record